Molecule: messenger RNA, 171 nt
Organism: Funneliformis mosseae
Lineage: Eukaryota; Fungi; Glomeromycota; Glomeromycetes; Glomerales; Glomeraceae
Source: the annotation of a GenBank genome assembly
AUGUCUUCAUCAACUAUUGCUUUUGCUUCUGCUCCUGCUUCUGCUAAACCACCAAGAGUUAACAAUUUUUCUGGCAUUCAAUAUCAGAGAAAAUUUUCCUCUUUAGUUAUCGAAUAUGAUAACUUAAAGUUAUUGAGAUCAGGAAAUGAUAGGGAAAGAAGGGUAAAUUAG